AUGAUCAUGUUCAAGCUCUUCGCAGCUUUACCUCUCGCCCAUGGCGUUAUUGCACAAUCCGCCGGCACUGGCGAAAAGGUCUGGGCUGCCGUCGCAUUCAUCAACCACGGCGAAAGAACACCCGUAAUUGCCAAUCUUCGUACCGUUUUGACACCCGAGGGAGCUCAGCAGAUGCUGCGACAAGGCACUGCAUUCCGUGCUCGAUAUAUCCCAGACGGUGUGAACAACUCCGACUAUCAGAGCAUUCAAAUCGCUUAUCUCCAGAAUCUCAAACCUGAUGUGAUUGACAAUGACGACCUCGACAUUAUUACCCAGUCAGAUGAAUGGGUAUCGACUGGUGCCUUGGCCUUUAUGCAGGGCUUCUACCCACCAACACCAAAUGCCUUUGAUAACAGCACUGGAGGCGAAGAAAUCGCCGUGAACUUGGCUUCUAGCGACAACAAGACUGGAUAUCCUCUAGACGGAUAUCAAUACCCCAGCAUUCGAGCCCCUGGAUACUACGAUCCAGAGUCAACUUCAUUACAAGGCACUUAUAGAUGUUCAGCAUGGCAGACAGAGAUCACCACAAACUUAACGCAGGAAACCGGCCUCGACGAGCUCUAUGACUCAACUCUGCCCUUCUACCAAAACCUCUUCUCUACUGCUCCAUUUGAUGGCACAGUUGACAUUGACUACGCCAAUCUCUGGAAUGCCUACCAGCUCUGGGAAUUCGUCGAUUAUCAGUAUCGACACAAUGAGACGGUCCACGAGGGGCUCAAAAACGCCAACUCAACGCUGUCGUUUCUGAACACUUAUGCCUUGUCCAUGGAGCGCGCACAAAACAGCUACCGCGGUUCAGACGACGGCGGCGAACUUGGUGCUCUCUACUCUGUCGCCGGCCGAACCAUGGCGUACAAAGUCGCAUCGCAGUUCAAGAGCAACAUUCGCUGGGGAAGCAGCUACAACAAACUCACACUCAUGUUUGGCUCUCUCGAUCCCAUCGUGAGCUUUAUUCAACUCUCAGGUCUUGUCACACAAGACAACAUGUUCCAGGCGCCUUGGUCAACGCUUCCCAAGCCUGGCGCAGCAUUGGUCUUUGAGCUUUUUGGUCAAGACCCAGAUGAUCCUGAUAAGCAACCGGCCACAGAUAGUCUUCGUGUGAGAAUGUCCUACCGUGCUUCAGCAGAUGCGGACGAGUCUUUUCAGAACCAGCCCAUCUUCAAGUCUGGUCCUGAUGGCAUCGCAUACUCGAGUUUCAUGCAGACUAUGAACAACCUUGGAAUAUCACCUAACCAGUGGUGCGACGUUUGUAGCCCGACGCCUGCUCCUUGGUGCAUCAUCGUCGACUCGGAUAGCUCCAACUGGGGAGAUGACUCUUCGAUUGGGCCAGUCAUCGCAGGGGUCAUUGGAGCAAUUAUCGCGAUCGCUGUUCUGGGUGUUCUACUCAUCUGCCUGUGUGUCUGCGGCGGUCUUCGUUUACGUCGCAAGGGUCCCGAGGAGUCAACACACGGUGCCGCUGCUGUAGGAGGUACCGCAGGAGGCUUCAAGGGCCCAGAAAAGAAAGAUGGAGAUGCGGAUGUCGUGGUGACAAAGCAGGGCAUUCACCAUGAACGCGUCGGUAGCUGGGAACUCCGAAGUCCAAAUGAGAUACCUCCUCAGACUUCUGGAAUCGUGACCAAGGAUAUGGGGUCUCCUCCCCAGAGACGAUCCUUGGAUGACAGCGACGAUGACAUCAGCGUUAUGAAUGCGGCACCAGUGAAGGCUCGCGAGAGCGUUUGA
Messenger RNA from Fusarium subglutinans, 1758 nucleotides. RefSeq lists its product as uncharacterized. Lineage: Eukaryota; Fungi; Ascomycota; Sordariomycetes; Hypocreales; Nectriaceae. The record is from RefSeq and is a predicted model, not a curated record. Gene Ontology annotation, molecular function: phosphatase activity. The transcript has 2 exons. Gene Ontology annotation, biological process: dephosphorylation. Bases 1 to 1758 code for a protein of 585 amino acids.